Messenger RNA from Plasmodium relictum, 1287 nucleotides. RefSeq names its product protein kinase, putative. Bases 1 to 1287 code for a protein of 428 amino acids. NCBI's taxonomy places the organism in Eukaryota, Apicomplexa, Aconoidasida, Haemosporida, Plasmodiidae. Gene Ontology annotation, biological process: peptidyl-serine phosphorylation; intracellular signal transduction; protein autophosphorylation. Gene Ontology annotation, molecular function: calmodulin binding; calcium-dependent protein serine/threonine kinase activity; calcium/calmodulin-dependent protein kinase activity. Gene Ontology annotation, cellular component: cytoplasm; nucleus. The transcript has 15 exons. The record is from RefSeq and is a predicted model, not a curated record.
AUGAAAAUUAAAAACGUUGUGAAUAAUAACAAUAAUGUGUUUAAUUCUUUUUGUACAGAAUCAGAAGCAAAUAUAUUAAAAAACUUUGUUCACAUUAAUACAUUAAAAGAAAAUAAUAAAAAAAAAAUUUUUUAUAGCUAUUGUAUUGCUGAUGGUUAUAAAUACAAAAUUAUUAUUAAAAAAAAAAAAGAUUAUUUAAAUAAUUUAAAACUUCUUAUUUUAUCAUUGGAUCACCCACACAUAAUUAAAUUAAUUCACUUUUGUGAAUUGGAUUCUUCAUUCAUGUGCGUAUUUGAGUUUUUUACAGAUAUAAAUUUAUAUACAUCUAUAAGUUUUUCUGCAAAAUAUGAUGAAAGAAAAAUAAAAAAAAUAAUAUAUCAGAUUAUUUUAAUUGUUAAUUAUUUACACUCAAAUAAUUUAGCACACAAAAAACUAAGUCCUCAUAGCUUUCUUAUAAAGACUUUAAACAAUGAAGUAAUGAUUAAAUUGGAUGAUGUCUUUAAAAUAAAAACCGUUUCUGCAAAAAGUUUAAACUCAAAGAGAAAAAGUCUAAAUGUCUAUAGUGUUGGUGUAAUAAUGUAUUUUUUGGUGUGUGGAGAAUUCCCAUUUUCAUAUUUUGAAAACGAUGAAAAAAAAAUUUUAUGGAAAAAAAUUUCAUACAAAGGUCUAAAUUUUAUAAAAAAGAUUUUACUUAGUGAUUUCAGUUCAAUGAUUACUAUAAAAGAAGCACUAGAUCACGUAACUCAAAAAAAAAAUAAUUUUUUUCAUCUUGAAUGGUUUAAAGAAGAUAUUAAACAAAAUAUUUACAUAAAUUUUGACAUAUUAAAGAAUAUUUAUGACUUUUGGAAAAAAAAUACAUUUAAACGUUAUAUAUUAAAUAGCAUUGCUAAAUUUAUUAUAAAAGAAGAUAUAUAUAAUUAUAACUAUAUAUUUUUCUAUUUUGAUAUUAUAAAAGAAGGUUCAAUAAAAUAUGAACAAUAUUUCAUAAUAAUGAAAAAAUUAGGUCUAUUAGAUGCAAAUAUAAAAGCAUCGUUCAAUGGAUUAGAUAUUUCGAAAGUUGGUCUAAUACAAUUUAGUAAUAUUAUAGCUAGUCUCCUAAAUAGUUUUAUAAAAAUUGACAAAAAAAUUAUUUUAAAAAUUUUUAAGAAAAUAGACUAUAAUAACGAAGGAAUAAUAACUAAAAGAAAAUUGUAUAAACUUUAUAAUAUAAAAACUAAAAAUGAAAUAAGCUUCAACGAUAAAAAAAAAUAUACAUUUGAGGAAUUCUAUAACUAUAUUUGCAAAUAA